UUUUAUUUUCAACUGAAGUGUUCUGAAUUGGACAAUGUUCUGUUUUACUUGUGUUUUAUUGUUUUAGGACAUUAUACUAAGCACUUAGCCACCUCAAAAGUUUUUGAAGUGCUCUUAGACUUCCAGUACCAGCUGUGUUAAAACCUCAUCUUUAAGAGUUUUUUACUAUAAAGAAAUAGGAAAGUUUUUAGUUGGUAGUGCAGCAAUAUGAAAGGCAGUGAAAGGCCAUCCGCAAUGUCUUUCUACCAUUGCUUUUAUAAAUCUUUUGGUAAAGUGAAUUUGCAUUUACUUUCGCGUGGAAAUACUUAUCUGCCAAUUCCUAAUAAUGUGCCGGAAUUAAAAGGUGUGGAGGCUCCAUUUGGUAAAGGUGUUUCAAUCCCAAGCCAGCAACAUAGACGAAACCCUACAGCUGUAGCACUGAGGGGGACCUCACAAGGAGUUUCGAAGUCACUUGGUUCCAGUUCUAAACCUUCUCCAGUUAAAUCUGCUGCAACAGGAAGGAAAAAGUCUUUAAAUAUUAAAAGGAAAAGUAAAUCCGCCGGACAUUUAAAUCUUCACAAAGACAAAGGUGAAAAAAACAAACAGGAAUCAAUUGUGAACUACACAACAACUGGUUUGGAUUCAGCGAGUGAAGUAACACUGGAUGAAAGUGGAAAACCUGUUACAGAUGUGUAUAUGAAGUAUAAGAGACCUAAUAUAUUUACACAAAACCAAGUUCCUAAGCACAAGUUGAACCAACAACAGCCAUCUACAACUGAACACACAGCCAAUAAUUCACCAGUAAAAAACACAGAAACACGUUUAAACUCAGCGAGCAAAAGAGACGUUCCAGCUUUUGUUCGAGACUUUGCGUCACAAAUGUUGAGACAGACAGCGAGCACGGGAGAUUGUGCGUUAAAGCAAAAGAAAACAAGACCAAAGUCAACCACUGAUAGCAAAUCAUGUGAUCAAGACAGAUAUGAAAUUGGCAGCGAGCAGUCAAUCCCAGAUCUAAUGGAGUUUGAUUUUCAAUCAAUUUACAAAAAAGAUGGUCUUCAGUUUGACGAAUCUUGGCAAGAACGAAUGUUAGAACGCUAUCAGUUGAUGAAGCUACAACGUGAGCAACGACAGUUUGCAGCAGCAAAUAAGAGAAUUAUGCUUCAGAAUGAAAGGCAAUACAAAAUACUAUCACAAAGGCCGGAACUUCUGUACCAUGACACAUGCGCAUGGUACGAAGACCACGCUGUGAUGUCCGACUACAUACUCCAGUCACAUUUAUUCACGGGCGCUAAGGAUGGUUCUGCUGUUGAACUAGUUGCAAAGAAAUCACCUAAAACACCAUUCACUGCAUUUGCGAGCCAUGGAGACGCUGAACCACCUGCAGCAGCCCCACCUAGUGAAAUAGAGCGUUCAUGGUCACAUGACUGCCGAACACCAGAUGCUGAUAGAUCCAGUGCAGAUCUUAGUAAGAAAUACAGGUUUAGUAUCCGUCGUUCAACUGAUGACAACAGUAGCAUUGCAAGCGAGGAAAUGGAUAGAACGUCGGUUCGUAACAGCAGUGCACCACCACCGUCACCACUACCUUUACCCAGCCCCCAACGUAGCAUGCUGUGUUGUAAACCAGCGAGCAGCACCAAGUCAAUGCAGAGGUUGUUGGUAGACCGACCUAGAUCAAGUACAUCCAUUCCUGGCAAAACAAGAUAUAUCCUGUUAAAACCGGAAGAAAGCAGUGCUGUGCCACGUACUCCAAGUCCAACAAAACUGGAGGAAGAUUUAUUAAAACGAAGAUUUCCAGCGCAGCAUCAUUCUCUCAUGCGAAUUCUCCGUCGUGAUGAUUCUCAACAGAAAGAUGGCAGUAUAGAGCGAGCGACACGUGAACCACGCCGCAACAGAAGUGCCACGGAGCCGAUUCGAUCAAGGUGUCCUUCAGCGUUGAGCAGAAGUACACCAAUUAGAAGCAUUACCCGUUUAAGUGAAACUCGCUAUGGAUAUUCUAAGGAUGGGCCCGAGCUUGUCCUUCCUACAGCUAUCCGAGAUUCAUCUCUGGUGUCUGUUCUUCACAGGAAGAGUUCAAAUUAUGUGCCUGCUGCUUUUUAAUGCGUUUGGGUUAUAUUAAGGAAUAUGCUGCUUUGCUUUUUUGCACAUGUAACUCAUUUUCGGUUAUAAAUGUACCUUUAUAUAUAUAUUUUUGUUGACUUGUGUAAAUAAAGUAUUUAUACAUUGUUUUGAAAA
Messenger RNA from Ciona intestinalis (vase tunicate), 2211 nucleotides. NCBI's taxonomy places the organism in Eukaryota, Metazoa, Chordata, Ascidiacea, Phlebobranchia, Cionidae. The record is from RefSeq and is a predicted model, not a curated record.